AAGACUCGUCCUGAAAACAGAAAAUGCACUUUGAAAGCCUCGUCUGCUGCAGCAGGGCCACGUGCCCUGUUCAUGAAGCACACUAACCACAGCAUCUCCGGGCCGGCUUGAGGUGGUGGCACCCCGCCUGCCUUUCAAUUCACCUCAACCUCCACUGGCAACACCCUCGUUUUUCCAGUUCGGAACUUGCUAAAGUUAAAAAAAAAAAAGUGUCUACUGGCCUGAAGUCUUAAUAGAAGCAGUUGAUGUGGGCGUACCCUACAGAAAUCCUCAAGGCUUUACUGGUGAAAACCCAGCAAAUUCUCUGUCAUAAAGAGCUUUAAGAACUCAGCUAAGACAUAAAAGAGGAAAAUACCAGCUGCCACUCUGCAGGUUGAAUUAACUACCACCUACUGGAUACAUUCUCAUCCUUCAGAAUCACCAGAGUGACCAGCUGCCUGUUGGGGUAUAAAAAUCUACAGAACCAGACACGGACAUGGUUUCAAUAUUUUAUUUUAGCUACCAUUCUAUUGGGAGCUAAAGAAUGAGUCCCUGUGAGGCUGAUUUUUGAAUGGAUGACAGUAAUAUAAAGGUAUCGAAGAAGAAACGUAGCCAUGGACAACCUCACCUUCGCAGCUGGGAACGGCAGCCUAUGCACCAGAGAUUACAAGAUCACCCAGGUCCUCUUCCCACUCCUCUACACUGUCCUGUUUUUCGUGGGACUCAUCACAAAUAGCCUGGCAAUGAGGAUUUUUUUUCAAAUCCGCAGUAAAUCCAACUUCAUUAUUUUUCUUAAGAAUACAGUCAUUUCCGAUCUUCUCAUGAUUCUGACUUUUCCCUUCAAAAUCCUCAGCGAUGCCAAACUGGGAACAGGACCACUGAGGACUUUUGUGUGCCAGGUGACCUCUGUUGUAUUUUACUUCACAAUGUACAUCAGUAUUUCAUUCCUAGGCCUGAUAACAAUUGAUCGCUACCAGAAGACCACCAGGCCAUUCAAAACAUCCAGCCCCAAAAAUCUCUUGGGAGCUAAGAUUCUCUCUGUUGUCAUCUGGGCAUUCAUGUUCUUGCUCUCUUUGCCUAACAUGAUUCUAACCAACAAAAGACCGAGAGACAAGAAUGUGAAAAAAUGUUCUUUCUUCAAAUCAGAGUUUGGUUUGGUCUGGCAUGAAAUAGUCAACUAUAUCUGUCAAGUUAUUUUCUGGAUUAAUUUUUUAAUUGUUAUUGUAUGUUAUACACUCAUUACAAACGAACUAUACAGGUCAUAUGUAAGAACAAGGGGUGCAGGCAAAGUCCCCAAGAAAAAGGUGAACAUCAAAGUUUUCAUUAUCAUUGCUGUAUUUUUUAUUUGUUUCGUUCCCUUCCACUUUGCCCGGAUCCCCUACACCCUCAGCCAGACACGGGACGUCUUUGACUGCUCUGCUGAGAACACCCUGUUCUACGUGAAAGAGAGCACUCUCUGGUUAACUUCCUUGAAUGCAUGCCUAGAUCCAUUCAUCUAUUUUUUCCUUUGCAAGUCCUUCAAAAGUUCCUUGAUGAGUAUGCUGAAGUGCCCCAAUUCGGCAAUAUCUGCUCCACAUGAAAACAGGAAAAAAGGACAAGAUGGUGGGGACCCAAGUGAAGAGACUCCAAUGUAAACAAAUGGAGGUAAUAGUUCAAUCUAGUAGUGUUUGGAACUCCCACCAGGAAAACACUAUGUAAAAAUAUUAAUGCUGACUAAGAAGUAGCUGAGUUGAUGACAAUGACUCUUAAAAUAAUAGAAGACUACAAAAGUCAUCUUAAUUUACUUUUCCAGUAUUAAAAGCUAUCUUAAAAUGUAGAAAAAAGAAAUUAACAUGUAGCGAUGGAGCAAAAUGAACUAUAUCCAAUCACCAUGUGACAUGCAAAACUAUACAGAAUCCAUGGAAUGAAGAGUUUGUGCAAAAUAGGUAACAAUAUAAUACCUAUUAUAAUUCUUUAAAUACAAUAUUGAUCACAAUGUUAUAAUCAACUUACUAUAGAUACUCAACUGAAGAAUAAUAAAUCUGAUAAAUCUUUAACCAAAAACUAUACUUAAGAUGUAUAUACAAUCCUAGUCCCUAACCAAAUACUGACCUAUUGUGAUAAUCAUAAAAAUUUAAGUGGGACACACAAAGAAUAGUAACUACUAACUUUUACUUAUUAGCAAAGACCUAAGGGAUUUAUAUUAAUUGGAAUGGUAAUAGAGUGGACUGAAUUUCUUUAAAUGUUCAUUAAAAUAGAGGUUUAAAACCUACCUGUUCAAUAAAAAGUGUAGAAUAGCAAACAAAGCUAUUAAAAUAAGAAUUCUAAUAGAAAAAAAUAAUACUUCCUUAAUACUAGAGAACACAGUUUUACUAAUAUUUUGACAACUCUAGUAAUAUAAUGCCAUCAUUGACUUACCUUUAUUAACUCGGUUCCGGAAACUACAUACAACUCAGGUUAAUACAUAUUUCCCGUAGUGAGAAAAAUAAAUAUAAAUAUGCAUUUGCAUAGCAUAACUAUCAACAGGAAAGUGAACAAAAUGUUUGUAUUUAUCCAUUUGUUAUCUGUGUGUAUAACAAAAAAUUACAUUAAACUCUAAAUCACA
Messenger RNA from Phyllostomus hastatus (greater spear-nosed bat), 2563 nucleotides. It is a transcript of the gene P2RY12, whose product is annotated as purinergic receptor P2Y12. Gene Ontology annotation, cellular component: membrane. Lineage: Eukaryota; Metazoa; Chordata; Mammalia; Chiroptera; Phyllostomidae. Gene Ontology annotation, molecular function: G protein-coupled purinergic nucleotide receptor activity. Gene Ontology annotation, biological process: G protein-coupled receptor signaling pathway; blood coagulation. The transcript has 4 exons. The record is from RefSeq and is a predicted model, not a curated record. Bases 594 to 1613 code for a protein of 339 amino acids.